AUGGGGCGGCAUCGUGGUCGUGGUCGGCUGCUAGCUCUGGCUAUAGCGUUCAUACCACUAUCAACAGCAUUCUAUCUUCCAGGGACAGCGCCGAGAGAUUAUCGUUAUGGAGACUCUAUCGAAGUCUACGUCAAUUCACUGACACCCAUGCUCAACUCAAAGUUGAGAUCACUCAUCUCCUACGACUACUAUGACCAAGUCUUUCACUUCUGUCAACCGGAUGGAGGACCAGUCAAGCAACCUGAAUCUCUCGGAUCCAUUCUCUUUGGCGAUAGGAUCCUCUCAUCACCGUACCAGGUCGACAUGAUGUAUAAUACCUCGUGUAAUACAUUAUGUCGUUCACAUGUGCCCAAGGACGAUGCGAAAUUCAUCAAUGAUAGGAUCAAGGAAGAUUACGGAGUCAACUUCAUCAUCGAUGGUUUACCGUCCAGCGAGAUGCGACAGGAUGUCAAGACGGGAGAAAUCUUCUUGGAUGCACAAGGCUUCAACCUCGGCAAAGCCGACCCUCAGACGCAACAAGUCGCUCUCAAUAACCACUAUGACAUUUGGAUCCAGUACCAUGUCAAAGACAACGCCCAGUAUCGGGUCGUUGGAGUCAUGGUAUAUCCUUCUUCUAGGGAUUCAUCACCUGUAGAUGGCUCAUCAGCAGCCAAUUGCAAAACAGAUCGACCUCUCUUCCUCUCUGAAACCAACGAUAAUGACAUCUACUACACCUACUCUGUCAACUUUAUCCCAUCCGACAUACCUUGGGGUCUUCGAUGGGACGCUUACCUUCACGUCUUCGACCCAAAAAUCCACUGGUUCUCCCUCAUCAACUCGCUCAUCAUCGCCUCCUUCCUUGUAUUCAUGGUCGCCAUGGUCCUGUACAGAACAAUAACAAAGGACAUCUCAAGAUACAACGCCAUUGAUCUCUCUGAAGACGUGCAGGAGGACUAUGGCUGGAAACUGGUUCAUGGAGAGGUCUUCCGAGUCCCAGAUAGACCCAUGGUACUGUCCGUUUUCGUCGGCAACGGUAUCCACCUCCUUAUUAUGGCGGGAGUGACACUCAUCUUUGCCCUAUUCGGAUUCUUGUCACCAUCCAACCGAGGAUCUCUAGCUACCGUCCUCUUGAUCUGCUGGACCUUUUUCGGAUGCGUAUCAGGAUACGUCUCAGCGAGGACGUAUUCAACACUCGGCGGAGAACAGUGGAAGCCGAAUCUGGUACUCACAGCUAUUCUCGUUCCCACAGUCGUUUUCGCCACCAUCGGUCUCCUCAAUCUCUUCCUCAUCGGUUCAUCCGCAUCAGGUGCUGUGCCGUUUGGAACUAUUCUCGCCAUUCUCCUCCUCUGGUUCGUUAUCUCCAUCCCUCUUUCCGUCGCAGGCUACUUUUACGGUCUAAAGCACGGUCCCUUCCCUCAUCCAGUCCGAGUCAACCCAAUCCCGCGUCAGAUCCCCCCCAAGCCAUGGUACCUCAACACGCUCCAAGCCGCCAUACUAGGCGGAAUUCUUCCCUUUGGAGCGGCUUUCGUCGAGCUAUACUUUGUCCUCUCCAGCUUGUUUGGCAAUCGAGCUUACUACGCGUUUGGCUUCCUCUUCCUCACGUUUGUGGUCUUGGUUUUGACCACCGCCACGGUAACUGUCCUAUUCACAUACUUUAUUCUGUGUGCGGAAGAAUACAGAUGGCACUGGCGAGCUUUCAUGAUUGGUGGAGGUCAGGCAUUCUGGCUCUUCGCGUAUGGGUUGUGGUAUUGGGCCAGUAGAUUGAGCUUUGACAACUUUACAAGUGUCGUCUUAUACUUUGGAUACUUAUUCAUCGUCGCUCUGCUCGACUUCCUGCUCGGUGGCGCUAUAGGAUACAUUUCAGCAUACUUUGCCAUCCGCAGACUGUAUACGUCGAUCAGGGUCGAUUAA
This is a messenger RNA of Kockovaella imperatae, 1890 nucleotides long. RefSeq lists its product as hypothetical. The record is from RefSeq and is a predicted model, not a curated record. The transcript has 2 exons. Gene Ontology annotation, biological process: protein localization to membrane; vacuolar transport. The coding region runs from base 1 to 1890 and encodes 629 amino acids. NCBI's taxonomy places the organism in Eukaryota, Fungi, Basidiomycota, Tremellomycetes, Tremellales, Cuniculitremaceae. Gene Ontology annotation, cellular component: membrane.